AAUUUAGAAAACCAAAACAAAGGAAAAUGUCGAUGCACAGGAAAACUGACUCGGAGGAGACCAGCCUAGCGCCGUCGUCCCCAAACCGCGCAGUGUACUACGUGCAGAGCCCGUCGCGUGACUCCCACGAUGGCGAGAAGACGACCAAUUCCUUCCACUCGACCCCCAUUCUCAGCCCCAUGGCCUCCCCUGGGCGCCACUCGCGGGAUUCCUCCUCCACGCGCUACUCGGGCUCCCACAAGUCCAGCAACAACGGGCGCCGCCACCACCCCCGGGCCCACAAGACGGGCAAAGGAUUCGACGCGAUCGAGGAGGAGGGGCUGCUAGACGAGGACGGCCGCCGCCCACACGGGCUUCCGCGCCGGUGCUACGCGCUCGCGUUCGUUGUCGGGUUUUGCGUGCUGUUCACCUUCUUUGCGCUCAUACUGUGGGGAGCCAGUAGGAAUCAGACACCUGUCGUCACCAUGAAGAGUAUAUUAUUUGAUACAUUCAUGAUCCAAGCUGGCUCAGAUGGUUCCGGCGUGGCUACUGAGAUGGUGAAUUUAAAUUCGACGGUCAAAAUGAUUUUUCGCAAUAGAGGUACAUUUUUUGGAGUCCAUGUAACAUCCACACCGUUGAAUCUUGCCUACUCCGAACUCACGAUAGCCAGUGGAACUAUAAGAAAAUUUUAUCAAUCAAGAAGCAGCCAUAAAACGGUUACAGUGAUGUUGAGAGGCAGCAACAUUCCGUUAUACGGUGGUGGAGCCGACUUGAGCAGUCUAAACGGGAAGCCGGUGGCCCCAGUGCCCUUGACUCUUAAUUUCACGGUUCGGGCCAGGGCUUAUAUAUUGGGCCAAUUGGUUAAGCCCAAAUUUUACAAAAGAGUCCAGUGCGCCUUAAUUGUGGACCCAAAGAAAAUGAAUGCUGCUAUACCAUUGAAGAACUCGUGCACCUACAAUUAAAUUGUUCUUUCAGCAGAUAGAGAUUGGAGAAUUGAACUGUUCUUUGUACGUAAUAUUUUGUUGAUUACAAUCAGUUGCUUCUUGAGGAAUUUACAUCCCAUACUAGUCAUUAUUCUUUAUAUUACAAAUAUAC
Striga asiatica is the source of this 1074-nucleotide messenger RNA. NCBI's taxonomy places the organism in Eukaryota, Viridiplantae, Streptophyta, Magnoliopsida, Lamiales, Orobanchaceae. The record is from the annotation of a GenBank genome assembly.